AUUUCUGUGUCAGCAGGAAGCCACGUGAUGUUUCUGAUCAACAGUCAAUAGUUAGCCGUCACAAGGGCGAACACCUGGGAGUGUAUGAUGACCGCACGGCGGCGCUGUGCCAAAACGCUGAUCAUCGCUGAAGAUGAAGAGGUGGAGGCAGAUGGACAUAACCCAUUCUCCUUCAGAGAGUUCCUGCGCUGCAAGAACCAGGACCAGGACCAGGAUCAGACACAUCAAAAUAGCUACUUAUUAUCUGAUGACCCUCUGAGCCAGUCAGCACUGCAGGCCAAUCAGGAAGAGGAAGGUAAAAAGUGGGCGUGGAGUUUCCAGUCAGCCACUGCAGAGAGCUCCACCUCUUCUCACUGCACAGAGGAGGAGGAGGAGGAGGAGGCAGGCACCAGGUUUUCCUGCAAACCUGCAGCUGACCACAGAGGAGGAGGAGCUGAGACCUCUGAGGGAAAGGAGACUUUCUCAGAAGAACCAGACGCCUCCUGCAGGAGCGACAACAUACAGCAGCUGAAGGAGGAGAACCUGCUGCUGAGAAAAACCAUCAGAGAACUGUCCAGGAAAACAGAGGCAGACCAACGCAGGGUGGCUCAGCUGACAGAGGAGCUGGUCCAGAGGAGGACUCAGGAGGUGAAGGAGGCACAGGACCUGGAGCGCAUGGUCCAGUCUGUGGAGCAGAACCUGUGCCUGAUGACCAAGCGAGCGCUGAAGGCUGAAAACAGUUUGUCCAAACUGAAGGCGGAGCUGCAGCAGCUACAGGCUCAGGUGGAGGCGUACCGCCUGGAGAACCAAAGUCUGAAGUUGGCAGAGUCUGAGGUCGUCGCAACGAUGAAGGACAAAGCCAAGAUGGCGUCUGAGUGCCUGAGCAAGACAGCAAGCCACGCCCACUCCUCCAUCCAACAGUUGAUGGGCGAAGCAGAGUCUCUCCGCCUGGUCUCUCAACUGCUGCAGUCCAUUGACAAGAUUUCCAACCUUGAUCCACAGUCCUAAACCCAUCCAGAGAACCACUUCCUGGGCCUCAGACCACUUUGAGACCCUGAGAACGGAGACCCUCAGAAGUUCCUGCAGUCCAGGAGAACUCUCCAGAAGUCUCUAAACCCAGCUUUUUGGAGCUUUUGGGGUCUACGAACUGAAGACUUGACUCCCAGUGACUUCUGUUCAUAUGACAAAUUGUCCACGAGCCACAAUGAGCGUGGUGGUCCACCUCAUAGGAUCCAAUCAGGCCAGGCUGUCCUCACCAACAGAGGACAUCUUUACAAAGGAAAGAACUAAAACAAGACGUCUUUGAAUCCAGAGUAAAGUUUGACUUGAAUUCUACUUUCAUGUUGUCCCUCUGGAACCUGCUCUCUGUGCCGGGGAUGGUACCCCAGAGGAUUCUUCUGAACAGGAUUCAGAUUGGAACAGUCCGGCUUCACCCCCAAGAACUCAACCAUAAAACUGAAGGCAAGGACAGACAUCAGCA
Messenger RNA from Thalassophryne amazonica, 1459 nucleotides. It is a transcript of the gene entr1, whose product is annotated as endosome associated trafficking regulator 1. The record is from RefSeq and is a predicted model, not a curated record. Lineage: Eukaryota; Metazoa; Chordata; Actinopteri; Batrachoidiformes; Batrachoididae. Gene Ontology annotation, biological process: regulation of cytokinesis; positive regulation of protein localization to cilium; positive regulation of cilium assembly. The transcript is spliced from 10 exons. Gene Ontology annotation, cellular component: early endosome; ciliary basal body; midbody. Bases 85 to 987 code for a protein of 300 amino acids.